Messenger RNA from Mesorhabditis spiculigera, 1943 nucleotides. The record is from the annotation of a GenBank genome assembly. Lineage: Eukaryota; Metazoa; Nematoda; Chromadorea; Rhabditida; Rhabditidae.
GCCGCCCCGUACCGGAAGUCGAAUGGAUCGACAACCAGGGGAAGACGAUCGCCGACGGCGCCAAGUUCAAGAUCGAAACCUCCGGCCUUAAUACCUGCCUAACCAUCCAGAAAAUCGAGAUCGCCCACCGCGGGGAAUUUACGUGCCGCGUGCGCAACCGCUGCGGCGAAGACAAGUACGCCAUCGGAAUUCAGGUGACCGAUCGUCCGGAACCCCCCGGAAAGCCGACAGUCCAAGACCAAAAUGUUGACUCCGUCAAGCUGCUCUGGGCGGUGCCGAAACAGGACGGCGGAUCGGCCAUCAGGAAUUAUAUUGUGGAAAUGAAGACUGAAAACGACAAAACCUGGGCGAAGGCCGAGGUGACGAAGCAGCCAUUCACCACGCUGUUCCACUUGGUGGCCGGAGAAACAUAUCGCUUCCGCGUCCGCGCCGACAACGUCUUCGGGCAGUCCGACCCCUCAGAAGAGGCCGAUCAUGGUUACGGUACAAUCCUGUCACCAGACAGGUUGUUACCCCCGCCGCCAAAGGAGAGGGAGGAGGAACAGCCCGAAGCCGUUGACUACGAAAAGCUGGACACUACAGUAGGCGAGGCCGAAUUGAACAAGACCGUCGACCUCAACCGCAUCCCGAACGACUUGCAGGCAAAGUACAUCAUCUGCGAGGAGCUCGGCCGUGGGGCCUACGGCACCGUAUACCGAGCCAUCGAACGCGCUACCGGCAAGACGUGGGCCGCUAAAAUGGUCCAGGUUCGCCCGGGCGUGAAGAAAGAGAACGUGCUGCACGAGAUGGACAUGAUGAACCAGUUGCACCAUGAAAAGCUGCUGCAUCUGCAUGAGGCAUUCGAUCUCGGGAAUGAGAUGUGCCUCAUCGAGGAGUUUGUCUCGGGCGGAGAGCUUUUUGACAAGAUCAUGGAGGACGACUCGCUCAUGUCCGAGCCGGAGGUUCGCGACUACAUGCACCAGAUCCUGCUCGGGCUGCAACAUAUGCACCAGAAGAACAUCGUCCACCUCGACCUGAAGCCUGAGAAUAUUCUGCUCAAGGCGAAGGGCAGCACCGACAUCAAGAUCAUCGACUUUGGGCUUGCGCGGAAGCUGGACCCGAAGCGCGGCGUGAAGCUGCUCUUCGGCACGCCGGAAUUCUGCGCGCCCGAGGUGGUCAACUACCAGCCCGUCGGCCUCGCCACGGACAUGUGGACCGUCGGAGUGAUCUCCUACGUUCUCCUCUCCGGCCUCUCUCCAUUCCUCGGCGACUCCGACGAGGAAACGCUGGCGAAUGUGUCGGCAGCGGAUUGGGACUUUGACGACCCGUCCUGGGAGGAUGUUUCUGAUUUGGCCAAAGAUUUCAUCUGCCGCCUAAUGGCCAAGGACAAGAGGAAGCGGAUGAGCGUCCAGGAGGCCCUGCAGCACCCGUGGAUCGUGGGUCCAAUGUUGUCCGCGUUCAAAGACCUGUCCGACUACGUGGAGAAAUCCGCCCCGAAAUACCGCGGAAAGGUGCCGCUCCGCCAGAAGCGCGACUUCAUGGCGCGCAAGCGCUGGUCGGACGACCUGCUGCCGAUUGGACGCCUCGCCAAGCGUGGAGCCAUCUUCAGGAGGCUGUCGAUGGACGGAGUAUUCGAGCGGAAUAUUUCUUUCGACACCGACUGUGCGCCAAUCAUCCGGAAACGUCUCGAGGACAUUUUCGCGAAUGUUGGUGAUCUGAUCGCGACGCUGUCGUGCGACGUCGAGGGAAUGCCGGCUCCAAGGAUUCGCUGGUUCAAGGGAGACAAAGAACUACCCACAAACUCUCCGAAAUACAACACGCGCUAUCUGAACGGCCUCGCUGAGCUGACGGUGAAAAAUAUCGAAGAAACCGACGCCGGAAUCUACACUUGCCGUGCCACAAAUGAUCUUGGAUCCAUCGAGACCCAAGCCAAGCUCGUGAUCGAGGCGCCGAAGAAAAAGCAU